GAAGUGUCGCGAAGUCGAGGCUUUGUGCCCAAAAUGGCGACCGCGGGGACGGAAGAAGACGAUUCUCCUGAAAACUCCAACAACAAGCUCUUUACCCGCUCACGGACCUAUUCCAACAGUACCAUGACCAAGAGAGAGUCACACUGGAAGACUGAGAGGCUAAAUCUGCUAAACAUUGCCAAGCUUUGUAUUAAAACUUUGAUUGAAUCUGCCCUAGAAGUUGGCAAAGUGAUAGGCGAAGAACACGAACCUUUCCAACAGUUCUUUGUUAUUAUCGAAAACAUCCUGCGACAUGGCCUCAAAUUGAAGCGCAAUCUCCUUGGUCAACGGAGAGACUAUUGGGCAGCACUAGAGGCCCUUGAGAAAAUCGCACAUGAAUCUGAUGAAAUUACAAACAGUGUGCGAAACUUGCCAAGUAUUAAAACCAGCCAUGGCAAAGGGAGGGCAUGGACACGACUUGCAUUGAUGCAGAAGAAACUAGCAGAUUACAUCAGGAUUAUUGUGGAAAACAAAGCUGCAAUGGCGGAAUGGUAUGAGAGCCAUGCCUUACUGAUGCAGGAUGAAGGAAUUGUCAUUUCUGGUCUUCUUGUUGGCAUCAAUGUCAUCGACUGUAACUUUGACCUCAAAGGAGACAAUCUUGAUACAUGGUCUUCUGUGCUAGAUCUCAGUCUUUACCUCAAAGAUGGAAACUAUUUAGAAAAAUCAGAAGAGGAUGGAAAAAAGUCAGAUACAGGAAGUAAGACUGACUGGACCGUGCUGAUAGACCAGAAGACAUAUCUUGAAGAAGUUAACAAGAGUUUAAGCACUUCUUUGGCUGAAGUUCAAAACAAGAUGAAGAGCCUGCAGAUUACCCAUGAGGAACUUAAUAUUAAGUUGUCUGCUCAAGAGAAAGCUUUAAAAGCAAUGACAGAAGAAAGAGACAGACUGAAAUCUGAAAAUGAAGCAAUGAAUGAACUUAGUGCGAAGAAGAUCCAGCUUGCUCAAGCAGAUAUCAGCGUGGAGAGGGAGACCUAUCAGAAAUCCAGGGAGGGACUGAAUGAGAUGUAUGAUGUGGCGCAGAAGCAACUGGAAACCGAAAUGCAGCUAAGAAAGGAGACUGAGAGAGAGCUGGAGAUGAUGCGCUCCAUGAAGGAGGAGAGUGAGGUCGCCAUGCGUCUGCUGGAGAAGGACAUCCAUGAUAAGCAAGACACGCUGAUCGUACUAAGGCGGCAACUGGACGACAUCAAGAAGAUCAACCUCGACCUGCACAACAAGUUACAGACGUGCGAGUCCUCAAACAGACAGCACAUGGAAAAGUGUUCGGCACUGGAGGAGAAUUGCGCACGUUUUGUCAAUCAGAUCAAGGAGCUAGAACACCGGCUAAAAGUGGUUGGGGCAGAAAAGGAUCAAAUGAUGGAGACGUUAGAAGAAUUCAAGAAUAAUCUCUCAGACACACAAAGUGAAAGAUCAGCGCUGGAGACAAACCUUAAAAUAGAGCGCGAGUGGCGGACCAACUUACAGGAGGAGCUUCACAAGGAGAAGGAGAGAAUUGGUUCCUUGCAGCAGUCACUCAGGCGCAUGGACGCGCUGAAAAAGGAAUACCAAACAACUCUUGAGAAGAACGCUGCUCUGGCAAAGGUCAAUGCAGAACAGGAGACGGCGCUGGUGGAAAUGGGAUACCAUCUUAGCACAUCGCAACAGAAAGUCGAAGAAAUGAAAGAAGUCACCUUAACAAUGAAGGAAAUGAAAUGGACUGACGACAAGGAAGCCUUGAAUUGUCAGCAAUGUGAACAGCCCUUCUCACUAUCCAGGAGAAAGCAUCACUGCCGUAGCUGCGGUGGUAUUUUUUGUCAACCCUGUUCCAGUAACACCAUGCCGCUCCCGUCCUCCGCUAGACCCGUCCGUGUGUGCGAUUCGUGCCAUACUGCUCUCCUACAGAGGUACCAGAGGUGACAGUGCCAGGGAAUUUUAAGCCAGAAAAAAAAUACAUAGACCAGGAACAAAUUAAUUGGAAGGACUAUAGGAGUUUGCAUACCUUCUUUUAAAUGAAAUUCAUAAUAAUUUUCAUCUUUCAGUUAUUUAAAUGUCAGCGGCAUAUUCUUACAUGAGCAAACAGUACUCGCAAACCUCCAAGCCUAGCACAUACAGUAGUAGCGACGUAGCAACUUAAUGAACCUGUCGAAAAGUAUUUUGUUCUGUCGUUGUGAUUGUUUCCGAAAUAUUCACACCGACACGGUAGACAGGUGCGCGCGCGUUUUUAUCUUGCUAUGUGCAUCAGGCUAGCAAAUUUUUUAAAUUCCACGCGCGCUCCCAGAGAAAUCGUCAGAAUUUUACAGUGAAUUAAAACGUUUUGAAGUGGCCUCCAUACUUUCUCAGUAAGACACUCUUGUUUUAAUUUUAACUUUUAAAUUGAUCUAGAAACUCACUAAAAAGGUAAAAAUAUAUAUUCCGUAUGAAUUGUGUACUGCAGGUUGGAUUUUAGCUUGUUCCGGUCAGCAUUGUUGGCGAUGCAUCGCUCGAAUAACCACAUCGCAAAAAAAAUGCUGGUGAAUUCGCAGCACCAACAAACCUGGUGUUUUGUCCUUUUGUCAGGGCUGCUUACGGGCCAGCGAGCAGAUUUUUGUAAUGUGAUAUCUCCCUUUAACCACAGGGGAAGACAUCCAUGAAGACACAAACAAAUAGCCAAAACAAUCUUGCUAUACACCUUACUGGGCGAGCCUACAAGUCCAACUAACACCUUACUACUGUAAUUAAUGGCUUUAAAAACAGCUAUAUACAAUUCAGGUAUAAAGUUUAGCGAACGUAACUACGUGUUAUACGUGGGAAUCCAGAGCAGGGUGAAAGGGAGGGACUGCUGUGGUGACAAUGCUUUUAAAACAAACCAUUUAGAAAUAAAUCGUAAUUUUCUAUUUAGAAAUUAUCUAUUUAACAGUAUACAUUUUAUACGCCCGGGCUCUCAUCGGAUGGUAUUCCCGGUCACAAUUUAUCGACAUAAUUUAGAGUAAACCUAGAUAAUUUUGAAUAAAAGUGAAAAAACAA
Molecule: messenger RNA, 3018 nt
Organism: Nematostella vectensis (starlet sea anemone)
Lineage: Eukaryota; Metazoa; Cnidaria; Anthozoa; Actiniaria; Edwardsiidae
Product: RUN and FYVE domain-containing protein 2
Exons: 19
Coding region: 34-1932 (632 amino acids)
Cellular component (GO): cytoplasm
Molecular function (GO): metal ion binding
Source: RefSeq, a predicted model, not a curated record